AUAAUAUUGCCCGAAUAUUUCCGAAUUUAUUUCUGUUUAAACUAUCCACACGUGCGGGUGUUAAAGGCAAAACAAACCACUACCUUUGACACCUUCCUUCUAUAGAAAUAUUCUAUUAUAGAAUUCUGUUUUCACUAAUGGAGCAGUUAAUUGCGUGCGUGGGUGUACUUUCGUUUUGUUUUUUGUCAGCAAAAGAAAAGGAUUACCAUCAAUAUUUUAGAUAUCGUUCAAUUUUUACGAGUCACAAUCCCGGCUCGAUGAUCGCCAAGCUUUGUUGGCAAAAGCGAGCCGAAGCAAGAGUCGAUCAUAUUAUUUGGCAGUCAUCGAUGAGAACACGCGCUAUUUCAGAUACUGCAUCCGCAUUGUCCGGUGGCCUCUAUUUGCCUGGUCUGUGGCCACAAGGAGAGCCGGCCUACACAGUAUUUCGGCACAGGGCCGUUUUGCUGUGUGACCAUUCAUUCGGGGCGCAAAACUACGUAAUUCGCUUGUGACAUUGCGCAUACCAACCAAUUGCUGCUAAAAUUGUGCGGCAUACAAAACAAAUGACGGAUUGCGGUGCCAACUGUAAAAUGCAAGCUUUAUGCUGCGGAAAUCGGAGCACCGCUUAUAUUUUUUCUUUUGAUUGCAAUCGCCCUGCCAUCGUUAAUUGUGCCUUAAUCACAAAGGUGAAAGCAGUGAUAACGAUAAGAUCAAUAUCUCCGUGGAAAGUUUUCCUUUGAGAAAAGGCGAAAAUAAAAAUUAUAUUACCAAUUUAGUCUUAUUUCCACUUCCA
Kickxella alabastrina is the source of this 772-nucleotide messenger RNA. RefSeq lists its product as uncharacterized. The record is from RefSeq and is a predicted model, not a curated record. NCBI's taxonomy places the organism in Eukaryota, Fungi, Kickxellomycota, Kickxellomycetes, Kickxellales, Kickxellaceae. The transcript has a single exon. The coding region runs from base 138 to 491 and encodes 117 amino acids.